AUGCGUGCCGUCGUCCAGCGUGUGACUUCUGCAUCAGUGACUGUGAACAACACUGUCAUAUCCCGCAUCGGUCGCGGUAUGCUCGUCCUCGUCGGCAUUGCCGUCGACGACACCCCCUCCGACUCGGAAUAUCUCGUCAAGAAGAUACUCGGGUUGAAGCUUUUCGACGGCCUGCCUCAUCUUUCUGAAUCUUCGAGCGUUGAGGCCGGACAGGAGGAGACCGAGGACCCAGAAGGUGCAGGAGGGCGCAUGUGGAAGAGGAGCGUGGUCGAUAUUGAAGGAGAUAUACUCUGCGGUCCGUCCCUUCCAAUCCAAUUCUCGUCCUCUCCUACGUCUCCCAACUGGUGUUCUUCCCCUACUGACACGCACCCAGUAUCCCAGUUCACCCUACUCGCCUCGACGACCAAAGGGUACAAACCGGAUUUCCACUCUGCGAUGCCCCCCUCGCACUCUCACACUUUCUACCACACCUUCCUCACCUCCCUGCGCGCUGCCUAUGUGCCUGAGAAAGUGGGGGACGGACAGUUUGGGGCGAAGAUGCUUGUUGGGGGAGAGAAUGAUGGACCUGUGACUGUUGUGCUGGAUAGUCGCAAGUGGGAGUAUGUGGAUCGGCCACAGGGGAGGGGAAAGGGCAAGGGGUCCGCCUCGGGGUCGGGGUCGCCUGCAGAGAAGUCGAAAAGCAAAGGAAUGUCGGGAGCGCGCACGCCCAUCUCUGCUUCAACUCCUGCAGAGGGCGAGACUGACCUCUCCUCCCUCUCCCCUGACGACAACACCGUUCCUCGCAACCCAACAUCUGAGCGGCGUACGACGUCCUCUCCAGGUCUGGUGGCAUAG
Molecule: messenger RNA, 834 nt
Organism: Dacryopinax primogenitus
Lineage: Eukaryota; Fungi; Basidiomycota; Dacrymycetes; Dacrymycetales; Dacrymycetaceae
Exons: 2
Coding region: 1-834 (277 amino acids)
Biological process (GO): tRNA metabolic process
Cellular component (GO): cytoplasm
Molecular function (GO): D-tyrosyl-tRNA(Tyr) deacylase activity
Source: RefSeq, a predicted model, not a curated record